AUGGUUGGCUUACAGGAGAUACCUAGGACUGCUACAUUUACCUGGUCGCCAGAGAUCGCUUCGUCUUACCUAGCGACUGGAACAAAAUCAGGAGCUGUGGAUGAAGGGUUUUCAAACGACACCCAACUCGAAUUGUGGGAUCUCGCUUUGGACAAAACGACCAGAGAGAGAGAACUUCGGCCGAUAGCCAGCAUUAGCACAGACUCGAGGUUCAAUGAUAUAGCUUGGACGAAAGAUAACGCUUCGGAAUCCCUUGGCAUCAUUGCUGGCGGUCUAGAGAAUGGAUCUCUGGAUCUUUGGGACGCAGGGAAGCUGCUGGAUGGGCAGAAUGAUCCUUUCUUGUCGCGGACGUCGAAGCACAACGGAUCAAUCAAGGCACUGCAGUUCAAUGCUUUCCGAUCCGAGCUACUGGCUACGGUGGGGACAAAGGGCGAGCUCUUCAUUUCAGACGUCAAUAAUGUAGGCAGUCCUUUCCGGAUGGGAAAUCCGGUUGCCAGAGCCGAUGAUCUCGAAUGUCUUGAUUGGAACAGAAGGACGUCACAUAUUAUGGUAACAGGCAGUAGUGCAGGCAUUAUGACUGUCUGGGAUAUCAAAAAUAAGAAAGAGAGCUUAACUUUGAACAACCUCGGUAGGAAACCCAUCAGCGCUGUAGCAUGGGAUCCUGCUAAAACUACACGACUCAUUACUGCGAUACCAAGUGACACAGACCCUUCAAUCCUAGUCUGGGACCUGAGGAAUGCGAAUGCGCCGGAACGUGUUCUCAAAGGGCAUGAUGGCGGUGUUCUUUCUCUUUCCUGGUGUCAACAAGACAGCGAUCUGCUCCUGUCUUGCGGAAAAGAUAAUCGAAACAUAUGCUGGAACCCGCAGACUGGAGUGGGAUUUGGGGAAUUCCCUGUGGUGACCAAUUGGACUUUCCAAACAAAAUGGAAUCCGACGAACCCAGCUUUCAUUGCUACUGCCUCAUUCGACGGAAGAAUCGUAGUUCAUCCAAUCCAAAACACCAAAUCUGACCCAUCCGCGCAAGACGGAGGCCAGAAUCAAGCUUUAGAUGACGAAGAUUUUUUCAAUAAGGCUCAGUCGCAACCUCAAGGUGCUGCAUUCACUCUCCAACACGCGCCAAAAUGGCUUCAUAGACCUUGUGGUGCAACAUUCGCAUUUGGUGGGAAGAUUGCUUCUUUUAAGUCUUCUGUUUCAGAAGCCAAAAAGCGCUCUGUUGUGCGAAUAUCGACCUUUGCCAUCGACGACACCGUAGUGUCAACUACGAAUUCUUUUGAAGCGUCUCUUACGCAGGGUGAUCUCGACAAUAUAUGUGAUGAAAGAAUUGAUACCCUUACAGAUGAAGCAGAUAAAAGCGACUGGCGAGUCAUAAAGCUUCUUACAUCCCAGAACGUCCGAAAGGAUCUCGUCGAUUUCCUGGGCUUCACAACUUCUCACGGCGAAGAUGUCAAGGUGGUUCCUGCCUCAGCUAUGAAUUGGAGCAAAGGUGACGACAAAUCCACGCAUCGCGCCAAGGCAAAUGACAAUCGAUUGUCAGCCUUCUUCGAUAGCGGCGCAGAUGGAGACAAUUUCCUUUCGGAAUUGGGUGCAACUAAGGGUACCCGAACGAACAACCCUUUCCAAUUAUACAGUGGCUCAGAAUCAGAAUCAGAUCAAAAAAUCACGCGUGCCUUGCUUCUUGGCAAAUUCGAGCAGGCUCUAGAUGUCUGCUUGCAAGAAGAGCGGAUGUCCGACGCCUUCAUGAUUGCCAUAUGCGGAGGUCAACCUUGCAUAGAAAAAGCUCAAAAGGUUUACUUCAGUCAGAAAGAAGGUGGCCCCAAUUACCUACGUUUACUAUCUUCCGUAGUUGGCACGAACUUGUGGGACCUCGUUCACAACGCCGAUCUGAAAAACUGGAAAGAUAUCAUGGCAUCAUUGUGUACCUACGCCAAGCCUACAGAAUUCCCCGACCUCUGUGAAUCGCUUGGCGAUCGUCUUGAAGAGCAUAUGCGAUCUCAAGGUGGCAGUAAUGAACUUCGGAAAGAUGCUGCUUUCUGCUACCUUGCAGGAUCUAAGCUGGAGAAGGUUGUAGCGAUCUGGCUGAUAGAACUUCAGGAGAAAGAAAUAUCAAAACUGAAGGGCGCUGGCACAGGUUCCGGAUUUUCUGUUCACGCUAGAGCUUUGCAGGGCUUUGUUGAGAAGGUUACUAUCUUCCGUGAAGUUACCAGUUAUAAAGACGACGGAUUAGAGGCUACGUCGGAUUGGAAGUUGGCAGCUUUAUAUGACAAGUACAUCGAAUAUGCUGACAUUGCUUCUGCUCACGGACAACUCCAAGUGGCAGCACGCUACCUGGAUCUGUUACCGAGUAAGUAUUCAGCUGCCGAUGUCGCCAAAGCCAGAAUCAGGGAUUCUUUACGGAAACCUUCUUCACAGCCCGCCUCACGGCAGCCAGCAGCCACCAGUCGUGCGCCCCAGAAGACAUCAAGCACGGCCACAAGUCUGCAGCCCGAAGAACAGCCACUUGGACAGCAGCAGCCUGUCCCAGCCCAAUUGAACCCGUACGCGCCUCCUGCCCUACCACACAAUCCAUAUGCUCCCCUAGGGGGCCAAUACAAUACCCCAGGUUACACAAACGCUGGUUAUCAGCACCAGCAGCCGCCACCUCAAGUAGGCAUGGCAUACGGCGGACAAUAUCCAAGUGGACCACCAGGAGCUCCGCCUCGGAAUGCAUCGCCCUCGGUUCCACCACCUUCAAAAGCAGCAAACGUGGGUAAUUGGAACGAUAUGCCAGAAAAUUUCUUCAAGCCUCCAACAGCCUCUAGGCGAGGCACCCCAGGUGUUGGUGCAAACGGCCCACCUCAAGUGCAAUCCUCGGUACCACCUCCGAAUCCAAACAUCGGUCCUCCUCGAUCAACGCCUCCUCCUCUCGGUCCUCCACCAAAAGUCGGGUCUCGGCCCCCUCCUCGAAUAACAUCACCACCUGCGAGCAACGCAGUUGCUGUACACCAAACUGAGCGCCCGAGUUCGGUCACUAACCCAUAUGCACCCGCCCCCAGCAGCCUCCCCGUACAAUCUCAAGCUACGAUUCCACGUGGACCAUCGCCGUAUAACACACCUCCCAUAGCGCCGCCACCGAACAGUAGGUAUGCCCCAACCCAACCAGCGUUGUCCCCGCAGGUGGAGCCUUCAUCUAAUAGACACGGUGGACGUGAACCGCCGCCACCACCUGCAAACCCCUACGCUCCUAAACAAAGCAACCCUCCCUCCCAACUUCCGCCAACUUCACUGCAGCAGGCACAAAAAUCACCAACGCCUCUAAUAGCAAACACACCGGACUCAAAACCACCACGUUCUCAGCAGCAGGGUAACCCCGUCUCCAAGAAGUACCCGCCCGGCGAUCGUUCACAUAUUCCAUCUUCAGCAGCAGUAGUAUACCAGAUUCUAAAUAGCGACAUGCAGCGAAUCAAGACCAAGGCACCGGCGUCUUUCAAGGCCCAUGUGGAAGAUACAGAAAAGCGCCUGAAUAUUCUAUUCGAUCAUUUAAACAACGAAGACUUACUCAAGCCAGAUACUAUCACAUUGAUGGCUGAGCUAGCACAAGCAAUUAGAGGGAAAGAUUAUGAGAGGGCUCAGGCUAUCCACGUUGAUAUUAUGACUCACAGGAAUGAUGAGUGUGGCAAUUGGAUGGUGGGAGUAAAGAGAUUGAUUGCAAUGAGUCGAGCAACGCCUUGA
This is a messenger RNA of Bacidia gigantensis, 3708 nucleotides long. RefSeq lists its product as uncharacterized. Gene Ontology annotation, molecular function: structural molecule activity; protein binding. Gene Ontology annotation, cellular component: endoplasmic reticulum exit site; COPII vesicle coat. Gene Ontology annotation, biological process: intracellular protein transport; COPII-coated vesicle cargo loading; endoplasmic reticulum to Golgi vesicle-mediated transport. The record is from RefSeq and is a predicted model, not a curated record. Lineage: Eukaryota; Fungi; Ascomycota; Lecanoromycetes; Lecanorales; Ramalinaceae. The transcript has 3 exons. The coding region runs from base 1 to 3708 and encodes 1235 amino acids.